AUGGCAAAGUUUGAAACAUUACCAGAAGGCUGCAUUGCCACCAUACUCUCUCAUACUACGCCAAUUGACGCAUGCCGACUCUCCCUCGUUUCCAAAACUUUCCGUUCUGCAGCCGACUCCGACACUGUCUGGAAUAAGUUUCUCCAGUCAGAUACUCCAUUCAUGAACUAUAUCUUUUCACACUCUUCUACCCUUGCCAACCUCCCUACAAAAAAGGCUCUCUACAUGUCUCUAUGUGAUUGCCCUCUUAUCAUCCGUUAUGGUCAAAAGAGCUUUCAAUUGGUGAGAAAGAAUGGGAAAAGGUGUUUUAUGCUUGCUGCCAGAUAUCUACACUUUUUUUGGAGUUUCCCUAAUGAAUAUUUAGAAUGGACUUCCGAGCCUGAUUCUAGGUUCCCUGAAAUCGCUAAGCUUCGAAAUGUGAGUAUGCUUAAAAUUUAUGGUAUGAUAAACACCAUUACUUUGUCCUCAAGUACUUGGUAUGAGGUUUACGUUGUGUUUAAGAAGACUGAUAUCUGGGUAGUUGAGCACGAACCUGUGGAGUUUUUAGUUGGUAUCCAAGGUUACAACAAUGUUUCGGUGGAUCGAAAUUUGGAAUGGCAAUAUCCUAGUGUGAGAAGUGAUGGGUGGCUGGAGAUAAAGAUGGGGGAGUUCUUCAAUUUACGCCAUGAAGACUUACACAUGUAUGUUUAUGAGAUUAAGGGUUGUAAUUGGACUAGUAGUCUCUCUUUGGAAGGAAUAGAAGUUAGGCCUAUGCAUAUGCAUGACACUUAG
Messenger RNA from Vicia villosa (hairy vetch), 771 nucleotides. Its product is annotated as putative F-box protein PP2-B12. Gene Ontology annotation, molecular function: protein binding. The transcript has 3 exons. The coding region runs from base 1 to 771 and encodes 256 amino acids. The record is from RefSeq and is a predicted model, not a curated record. Lineage: Eukaryota; Viridiplantae; Streptophyta; Magnoliopsida; Fabales; Fabaceae.